AUGCAGGACGAUUACUCCCAUAACCCUUCGAGCCGGACCCUGUCUGUGGCUGAUGGCACUGGCCCGUUGGGCCCCGUCGAUCUACCCCUCCGUGAAUUGAACGAAAACGCGAACCUUGAAGAAUACACCAGAGAAACGGCUUCUGGGCAAAUCCCCAAGCGUGUUACAACCAACGAUGGCAGAACAGAAGAUUACAAGCUUGUGACCUUCAAGGAGGACGACCCAGAGAACCCGAAGAACUGGUCGAAGUUGUUCAAGUGGUACAUCACAAUGGUUGUUGCGUUUACGUGCUUCGUUGUCGCUUUAGCCAGUAGUGUUGUCACGGCCGAUUUCCCAGGUGUGAUGGAGACAUUCAAUGUCUCUCGUGAGGUUACAUUCCUUACUGUCACUGUCUUCGUCAUUGGAUUUGGUGUUGGUCCCAUGGUAUUUGCUCCGAUGUCAGAAAUGGUGGGGCGCAGACUGGUCUACGGCGUCACGCUAUUUGUUGCAGUUGUCUUUGUUAUCCCUUGCGCAGUGGCCCAGAACAUUGGUACUCUCAUCGUCUGCAGAUUGAUCGAUGGUAUUGCCUUUAGUGCUCCAAUGACCUUGGUUGGUGGCACACUUGCCGAUCUCUGGAGGAACGAGGAAAGAGGUGUCCCCAUGGCCGCCUUCUCUGCAGCUCCGUUCCUUGGCCCUGCAAUUGGUCCGCUUGUUGGUGGCUUCUUGGGUGAUGCUGCCGGCUGGAGAUGGCUAUACUGGCUGCAGUUGAUCCUGUCUGGUGUCGCAUGGUUUCUGAUCACAGUUACUGUUCCCGAGACCUACGCCCCCACGAUUCUGAAGCGACGCGCAAAGAAACUGAGGAAGGCUGAGAACGACCCAAAGUACGUCACUGAGGGAGAGCUUAAUGCGCUGCCCAUAAACGAGAAGCUGCGUAUCGUCCUUCUCCGGCCGUUCCAGCUUCUUUUCUUGGAGCCCAUCGUCUUAUUCAUCUCCGUCUACAUGUCUGUUCUGUACGGACUGCUGUACAUGUUCUUUGUUGCCUAUCCGAUCGUCUACCAGGAAGGUAAAGGAUGGAAUGCCGGAUCCACUGGUCUGAUGUUUAUUCCUCUUGCCAUCGGAGUCGUUAUGAGUGCUAUGUGUGCGCCUUUCGUCAACAAGCAUUAUCUCAAGGUCUCCGAACAGUAUAACGGAAAGCCUCCUGCCGAAAAGCGGUUAAUCCCGAUGAUGCUGUCGUGUUGGUUCAUCCCAAUCGGUCUUUUCAUCUUUGCCUGGACCUCAUAUCCAAGGAUUCAUUGGUUUGGACCUGCCAUUGGAGGCUGGCCUGUCGGAUUCGGUUUCAUCUUCUUGUACAACUCGGCAAACAACUACCUUGUCGACACCUACCAGCACCAAGCAGCAUCUGCUCUUGCCGCAAAGACCUUCCUCCGUUCAAUGUGGGGUGCCAGUGUGGUUCUGUUCACCGAGCAGAUGUACAACCGCAUGGGCUACCAAUGGGCCAGUACAUUCCUUGCUUUUCUUGCGCUGGCUUGCUGUGCCAUUCCCUAUGUUUUCUACUUCAAGGGGGAGUCGAUUCGUCGGUAUUCCAAGUACGCCUUUGCCGACGAUGAGGAGCAGCAGGGCACCGAGAAGCAUUAA
Aspergillus chevalieri is the source of this 1614-nucleotide messenger RNA. Its product is annotated as MFS transporter. The transcript has 4 exons. Gene Ontology annotation, biological process: transmembrane transport. The coding region runs from base 1 to 1614 and encodes 537 amino acids. The record is from RefSeq and is a predicted model, not a curated record. NCBI's taxonomy places the organism in Eukaryota, Fungi, Ascomycota, Eurotiomycetes, Eurotiales, Aspergillaceae. Gene Ontology annotation, molecular function: transmembrane transporter activity.